Molecule: messenger RNA, 12246 nt
Organism: Loxodonta africana (African savanna elephant)
Lineage: Eukaryota; Metazoa; Chordata; Mammalia; Proboscidea; Elephantidae
Gene: ZNF260
Product: zinc finger protein 260
Exons: 5
Coding region: 1888-3108 (406 amino acids)
Biological process (GO): regulation of transcription by RNA polymerase II
Cellular component (GO): nucleus
Molecular function (GO): DNA-binding transcription factor activity, RNA polymerase II-specific; RNA polymerase II cis-regulatory region sequence-specific DNA binding
Source: RefSeq, a predicted model, not a curated record
CGGCCUGACCGCGACCAAAGGGAUUGCCUUCCAGCGCCGCACCGCACCGGGGGGGUCUUCUGGGGCGGGGGGUCUCAGCCUAGCCUCGAAACGCGGCUCCCACAUGGACCCAGCCCGACGUGCUUGAGCUGAACCUUCUCCUGAGACUUGGCUUACUUACACCCCUCCCCCCAGCAAGAAGACAGUCUCACAAUCUCUGGGGGAGGAAAGAAUGAUCACGGUAUGUUUUGGACGUAAAGCAGAUUCUGUAUGUCCAAAACAUACCGCUGCACGUUCUGGGAAAUGUAGUCCACAGUCAGAAAAAUGGAGGCCAGGCCAAGAUCGGCUGGUUUCGUUCAGUCCUAGGCUGAGUCCGGAGGUUGUCUGGGAGUGCCAGCCCGCCCCAGGAGUGCGCAGGCGCAGACUCCCGCGUUCGCCAUCGUUGUCUUUGUCUCCUGGAAAAAUCAACAAACAAAAACCCCUCCGAAAGUAUGUUUUUUGCUUGUCCCUUAACGAGUGGUGUUCCUCAGUCCCUGACCUUGAUCAUCCUCUAAGUACUCUGUAAGAAGUCCUGGUGGCGCACACAGUUAAGCUCUCGGCUGCUACCUGGAAGGUUGGCAGUUCACACCCACCCAGCAGCUCUACAGGAGAAACACCUGCUGAUCUGCUUCCAUGAAGAUUACAGCCAAGAAAACACUAUGGGGCAGUUCUGCUCUGUCACGUGGGGUCACUGAGUCAGAAUCAACUGGAUGGCACCUAACAACAACAAGAAGUACUCAGUGAGCAAUGGCAUUCUACUGCUAUGGCUUCAGCUAACACAGAUGACUAACAAAUGUCCAUUUUUAUCUGAGGUUAGCCUGACCUCCUGAUCUGACUGCCUAACGGACAGCUCUGCUUGGACAUUGCACAGGAACAUCAAAUUCUUUAUGUCCAAAAUAUACUGAUAAUCUCCUUCCUGCAGCCUGCCUCUAUCCUUUCCCCCGUCUACAUGACCUGUCUCAGCAAGUCACACUUCUGUCCAGCCAGGUUCUAGGCCUCUUACCUCUGAGAACAGGAAGAGCUUGAGCCAGCUUCCUUUGCUGCACCUUCCUUAUCUUUCAGAAGCUCUGAGAGUCCCUCAGGGCUCAGCUUGAGUUCUGGGAUGCUGCCUUGACCCUCAACAGCAACAUCCAAGUUCUCUGUCACUUUUCUGUGUACAAGUUUAAAAUCACUGCUUCAAACAAGAACAACAAUGGAUAACUGAGAAAAAAUGUAAAGGAAGUGCUGUCCUGGGUCAAUUUAAUCUCUCAUAGAUUGAGAGAGAUGGUGUGAUACGAAAACUUCGACCGUCCUUUGCCUUUGGUUCCUGAAAGAUAGCUCUCGGAAUUUGCCAGCAAUUAAGGUGCCUUUGUUUUCUAAGAGGAGCCCUGGUCACAGUGGUUGAGUGCCCAGCUGCUAACUGAGAGGAAAAAAAGCCUGGGAAGUUUAUAAACAGAAACAUAUAAUAACAUGAAAGAUGUGUCAGUCAGGUGUUAUGCUUCUCCAUGAAAAUACAAACUGACGAAGAAGUCAGAAAACAUAAACUGGAAAAUAUUUCCGCUUAGCACAGACUUUAAUUCUUCAAAACUGCACCUCUGUGUACGUGAUGCAAUUUGAAUGUUUGGAAAAAUAAUUUAUAGUUAAAUAUGAAAGAAGCUGUGUAAGAAAGAACUAUUGUGAAUAUAAUGAGAAUUCUAUAUUUUAUGCCCUUUUUAUAGUCAUGUCAUCUUAGGGUAAUCAGUAUGAGAAAAGAAAUUCAAUUUGAUUAGAUACCUGAGAGUUAAUCACUGGAGAGAAAGCAUCAAUUUAGUGAAUAUGACAAAGUUUUCAUCCAUGUCACAUCUCAAGCAAUACUAGGGAAGUCUUGUAGGAGAACUCUGUGUAAUAGGAAUGUUGGAAAACCUUCAGCCUGAAUCAGAUCUUCAGCAUGUACAAAUUCACACUGGAGGAAAACGUUAUGGAUAUAACAAAUAUGGGAAAACCUUUAGCCUGAAGCAAAACCUGAUAGACCAUAAGAAAAUGCAUAGUGGAGAGAAAUCCUAUGAAUGUACUGAAUGUGGUAAAGUGUUCUCUCGAAUCUCAUCCCUUACUCAAAAUUUGAGAAGUCAUACAGAGAAAAAAACAUAUAAAUGUAAUAAGUGUGGAAAAGCCUUCAGCCAGAAGGGAAACUUCCUUUCUCAUCAGAAACAUAUUGCUGAGAAACCUUACGAAUGUGGGAAGGCUUCUAUUCAGAUGGCAAGCCUCAUUAGACGCCAGAGAAAUUAUACCGGAAAACCAUGUGCAUGUAAGGAAUGUGGGAAAACCUUUAAUGGCAAAUCAUCUCUCUCUGAGCAUGAGAAAAUUCAUACUGGAGAGAAACCAUUUGAAUGUAAUCAAUGUGGAAGAGCCUUCAGCCAGAAGCAGUACCUUAUUAAACAUCAGAACAUUCAUAGCGGAAAGAAACCUUUUGAAUGUAAUGAAUGUGGAAAAGCGUUUAGCCAGAAGGAAAACCUCAUUAUCCAUCAGAGAAUCCACACUGGAGAAAAACCAUUUGAAUGUAAAGGAUGUGGGAAAGCUUUCAUUCAGAAGUCAAGCCUCAUUAGACACCAGAGAAGUCAUACUGGAGAGAAACCUUAUACAUGUAAGGAAUGUGGGAAAGCCUUCAGUGGCAAAUCAAAUCUCACUGAGCAUGAGAAAAUUCAUAUUGGAGAGAAACCCUAUAAAUGUAAUGAAUGUGGAACAAUAUUCAGGCAGAAGCAAUAUCUCAUUAAACAUCAUAAUAUUCAUACAGGAGAGAAACCCUAUGAAUGUAACAAAUGUGGAAAAGCCUUCUCUCGAAUCACAUCGCUUAUUGUACAUGUGAGAAUUCACACAGGUGAUAAACCUUAUGAAUGUAAAGUAUGUGGGAAAGCUUUCUGUCAAAGCUCAUCGCUUACCGUACACAUGAGAAGUCAUACAGGUGAGAAACCCUACGGUUGUAAUGAAUGUGGAAAAGCCUUCUCUCAGUUCUCAACCCUUGCUCUACAUAUGAGAAUCCAUACAGGUGAAAAACCUUAUCAGUGUAGUGAGUGUGGGAAAGCUUUUAGCCAGAAGUCACAUCACAUUAGACAUCAGAGAAUUCAUACUCAUUAAAGCCAUGUGACUGCCUUUAAGAAAGCCUUCAGCAAAAUUUAUACUUAACAGCACAUCAGAACAUUCACUUUAGAGCAAAGUGACAUUAAUGCUGAAAAUUCUUCAGCAAAAACUCAAAACUGAGAUUUUUAACAACUAUCGUGGUAUGAUGAACACCUGUACCCCUCGAGUUUCCACAGCAAACGUUGUUAAUGCUGUACUUUUAGGAGCAUUUUCAUUAAAGUCAGGAUCCAGACAUGGACAUUGCUAACUCACUACUAAUCAGUAUGCUCCUAGAAGGCCUACCUGAUACAGGAAGACAAAGGUACAAGAGAUACACGGAUCUGAACUUGACACAAAGUUGUUUUUAAAUUAUAUGAUUUGAUAUAUGUAUGACUUGUAAAGCUAUAAUCAAAAUUACUUGGUUUUGAUGUAGUCAUAGAUAAUAGAGAUUAGAAAAGAAUAUCAUGUACAGAAACAUGCAUAUAUGGGAAAUUGGUAAUAGGGUGGCAUCUCAAAUUAGGGACAUCAUGGAUUAUUCAAAAACUGGUCUCAGGUUAAUUAACUCUUCUGUGUAAAAAUAAUAGAUCUCUGCGAUCAUCAAAAUACUUACUAUGAGUUUUAAAAAUAUUGAAGAUUAGAAUGCAAAAAGCAAAACUUAAAAAGAAUUUUAUAGAGAAUGUCUUUAGAACCUUGGAGUUAAAGGAAUUUCUAAAAUAGCUUGCAAAACCAAAAACCAAAUCCACUGCUCUCAAGUCAAUUCCAACUCAUAGCAACCCUAUAGGAGAGAGUAGAAUUUCCCCAUAGGGUUUCCAAGGAAUGGCUGAUGGAUUUCAACUGUUGACCUUUUGGUUAACAGCCAGGUUAUUAACCACUUCGCCACUAGGGCUCAGACAGGUUCCAGAAUACGCACUCUUAAGUAUGUAUACAUACCUCAUACCAAAUAAACUGACACAUGUACCCAGGGAGCCGCAUACCUGUAUGUUUGUUGCAGAAUGAAUUAUAGUAGUCAGAAAUUGGGAAAAACAUGGCACUUGUGAAAUGGAUGAAUCAAGUCAGGUAGUCAUAUAGUAGAAUACUGUCUAGCAGUUAAGUAAAAUAUAUUAACAGGAAGAUCUGAAAAAUCGUGUGUAAAAAUGAAGGAAAAUUAUGAGUAUUAUAAUGAAAGUUAUGUGAAUAAAAUCACCACUAACCAAUACUCGUAUACGGAUAAACAUCUUUAUGUAAAAGUAGUGGGCUCUAGAAGGAAGGGAGGUAGAAGGAAAAUGGGACCAGGUGUGGUACUGGUAGUACAAAAGUACGUUGGUUUUGUAUACUAAUUAAAUUGAAAUAAAGAUUUCAAGUAAGUAUAACAAGAUUUUAGUUAGUUCUGGUUGUUAUAUAUGUGUAUAUAUAUAUGUGUUCAUUCUAUUUUUUGUGCUGUUUCUUAACUUUUUGAAUAAGAGGUGGAAAUAAGGUGGGGAAGCUGUACAUGUAGUACAUGUUAUAAUGAACUCACUUGCUCAUACUAAUAUUUUUAUAAGAAAUAUUUCUAAAAUCUUUAAAAUAUUAAAUGUUUAUUUUAAAAUUUGGGGUGGCAGCUUAACACAUCUCAUUAUUUAAAUUUACUCUUACAUGUCAUAAGUAAUGUGCAUAGUCUUUACUCAGAAGUUGUAGCAUGAUUCUGCCACAGGUUCUUUUUUUUACAUAAUUUUAAGGAUUAUGUCAUUAAAUGAUAAUAUUUGCACACACGUGGAAAGAGUUUGUUUUUACUGAAACAUCAGAAAUUUCAGUUCUCCACAUAACCAGUAUGGCAUUGUUGUUCUUAGGUGCCAUCCAGUCAGUUCUGACUCAGCGACCUUAUGUAAAACAGUAUGAAACACUGCCCAGUCCUGUGCCGUCCUCACAACCAUUGUUAUGCUGGAGCCCACUGUUGCAGCCACUGUCAGUCCAUCUCAUUGAGGGUUUUCCUCUUUUCCCUGACCCUCUACCAAGCAUGAUGUCCUUCUCCAGGAACUGGUCCCUUCUGAUAACAUGUCCUUGAAUCCAAGGAGCAUUCUGGUUGUACUUCCAGGAUACAUUUGUUCAUUCUCUGGAAGUCUGUGGUAUAUCCAGUAUUCUUCACCAACACCAUAAUUCAAAAACACCAAUUCUUUGGUCUUCAUUAUUGUCCAGCUUUGACCUGCAUAUGAGGCAAUUGAAAAUACCAUUGCUUGGGUCAGGCGCACCUUAGUCUUCAAGGUGACAUCUUUGCUUUUUAACACUUUAAAGAGGUCGUUUGCAGCAUAUUUGCCCAAUGCAGUACAUCAUUUGAUUGCUGCUUCCAUGAGCGUUGAUUGUGAACACAAGUAAAGCCCUUGACAACUUCAGCAUUUUCUCCAUUUAUGAUGAUGUUGCUUAUUGGCCUAGUUGUGAGGACUUUUGUUUAUGUUGAAGUGCAAUCCAUAAUGAAGACUGUAGUCUUUGAUUUUCAUCAGUAAGUACUUCAAGUCCUCUUCACUUUCAGGAACCAAGGUUGUGUCAUCUGCAUAUUGUAGGUUGUUAAUGAGUCUUCCUCCAAUCCUGAUACUUGUUCUUCAUACAGACCAGCUUCUCAGAUUAUUUGCCCAGCAUACACACUGCAUAAGUAUGGUGAAAAGAUACAACUGUGAUGCACACCUUUCCUGACCUUAAACCACACAGUAUACCCUUGUUCUGUUGGAACAACUGCCUCUUCAUCUAUAUACAGGUUCCUCAUGAUCACAAUGAAGUGUUCUGGAAUUCCCAUUCUUUGCAGUGGUAUCCAAAAUUUGCUUAGAUCCACACAGUCAAAUAUACUUGCAUAGUCAAUAAAACAAAGGUAAACAUCUUUAUGGUAUUCUCUGCCUUCAGCCAGGAUCCAUCUGGCAGUAAUGAUAACUCUCAUUCCAUAUCCUCUUCUGAAUUCAGCUUGAACUUCUGGCACUUCCCUGUGGAUGUACUGCUGCAACCACUUUUGAGUGAUCUUCAGCAAAAUUUAAUUGUGUGUACUGUUAACAAUAUUGUUAGAUAAUUUCCGCAUUUGGUUGGUUCACUUCUUUGGCAUCCAAAAAAAAAAAAAACAGAUCUCUUCCAGUUGGUUGGCCAGGUAGCUGUCUUACAAAUUUUUUGGUAUAGACAAGUGAGCACUUCUAGCUCUGCAUCUAUUUGUUGAAACAUCUCAAUUGGUACUCCAUGAAUUCAUGGAGUCUUGUUUUUUUGCCAGUGUCUUCAGUGCAGCUUGGACUUCUUCCUUCAGUACCAUUGGUUCUUGAUCAUAUGCUACCUCCUGUAAUGGUUGAAUGUCAACCAAUUCUUUUUGGUACAGUGACUCUGUAUUCCAUCUUCUUUUGAUGCUUCCUGCAUCGUUCAGUAUUUGUCCAUAGACUAUUGCAACUUGAGGCUUGAAUUUUUUCUUCUUUCAGCUUGAGAAAUGAUAAGCAUGUUUUUCCCUUUUGGUUUCCUAACUCUAAGUUUUUGCACAUGUAAUAUUUUGUCUUCUCAAGCUUUCCUUUGAAAUUUCUUCAGCUCUUUCAUCAUUUCUUCCUUUUGCUUUAGCUACUCGAUGUUCAAGAGCAAGUUUCAGAGGCUCCUGGCAUCCAUUUUAGUCUUUGCUAUCUUUUUAAUGACUUCCUGCUUUAUUUUAUAGGUCAGCUUAUUAUUCAACUGGAAGGUGGCCUCUAGGAGUGGCUUCAGUUCAGAGUUAGAAUGUUAGGGCAGUAGUCUAGGGUGUUAGUGCCUUCUUUUGAAUAGUGAUGCAGAUGAGUAUACAGCAUUUAAAUCUGAGACGGAUUUCAGAUACAUCAAAAUUUAUCUUAAAUGGGCAAUAAUGAGACGCCUAUAUAAUUGAAGCACUGCACUGCUUCUUAUUAGCAGUUUUGAAGGUUGUCUUGAGGUAAAUGUGUGUGGUUGAUUUCCUGAGGUAAGAUUUCUAAAUAACAUACCUGUAUAUCUACAUGACUCUAUCCUUUUCAUCAUUAUUUCACUAUUUUUUGGCUUUUUUUUAAAUUGUGCUUUAAGUGAAAGUUUGCAAAUCAUUAGUCUCUCAUACAAAAAUUUAUAUACACCUUGCUAUGUACUCCUAGUUGUUCUCCCUCUGAUGAGACAGCACACUCCUUCCCUUCACUCUAUUAGUGUCCAUUUGGCCAGCUUCUGACCCCCUCUGCCCUCUCAUCUCCCCUCCAGACAGGAGAUGCCAACAUAGUCUCAUGUGUCUACUUGAUCCAAGCAGCUCACUCUUUACCAGUAUUGUUUUAUUUCCCGUAGUCCAGUCCAAUCCCUGUCUGAAGAGUUGGCUUUGGGAAUUGUUCCUGUCUUGGGCUAACAGAAGGUCUGGGGACCAUGACCUCUGGGAUCCUUCUAGUCUCAGUCAGACCAUUAAGUCUGGUCUUUUUUAUGGGAAUUUGGGGUCUGUAUCCCACUGAUCUGCUCCCUCAGGGAUUCUCUGUUGCGUCCCCUGUCAGGUCAGUCACCAGUUGUCUGGCUGUUCUUUUUGAGAAUGGUGGUCAUGGUGGUAUUAGAAGUCAAGAUAGUAGUUACCCUUAGCACGUGGGAAGGAAAAGUAGUGACCUGAGAAUUGUUGCUUUUGAGAAUCCCUCAGUCAGUGUAAUUUUUGUUCCUUUCAUAGUAAUAUGUAUUCUCUGUGUUGCUCUUUGGAUCUUCUUUUUCUCUUACGUGUUCUGCACUUAUAAUGAGACUGAAUAUAUAUUCUAUUUAUUGUGUUUGGGAUUGGUUGUGUUUCCUGAAAUUGAGAUUUGGUGACAGUAGUCAGUUCUAGGAAAUUUUCACCAUUAGCUCUUUGAAUAUCGCCUCUCCAGUUUUAUUAUUCUCUCUGCAACUCCAGUGAAACUUCAGUCAUACCUUUUCACUUGGUCUUACAUGUCUUUUUUCAUAUUUUGUAUCUUUGUCUCUGUGUGCUAUAUUUUGUGUCAUUUCCUUAGAUAAUUUCCAGUUGUGUAUAAUCUACCAUCUAAGAAGUCUUAUCGAGUUAAUUCAAUUAUUUGUAACUUUAGUUUUUGUAAUCUAUCUGGUUUUAAUCAUUUCAUUUUAUCCUUACAUUGGCCCUGUUAAAGAAAUUGAGGCUUAAGUGGGUUUCUUAACCAGUCAGUGAUCACACACAUGAAAUGGCAGAGAUGGGAUCAAUACUUGUGUUUGACUUCCUUUAUCCAGUGUAUUUUCUACUCCACUCUCUUCUCCAAACACUUUAAUUAAUAGGGACACUGUGCCACAAUAUUCCUGGCCGAGAGCAGAGAAAUGAAGCUUUGAGUGGAGGAAGAAUAUAUAUUCACACAGAGAAAGUAGGUCAGUAGAGAUGUAUCCGUAGUGAUGUAGUCUUUUAUUCGUGUUCUGCUUCAGGCAUGGGUGGUACUGAGAUGGUUUCCAAGGUUUCCUCAUUUUCCUGGAUCAUUAAAAUACAGUUCACGUAGGAGAGUAGUUUUCCACCCAGGUAUCUCCAAAAUGGAAAGAUGAAGAGUCUAAGUGAUGUCUGGUGAUUCAGCCUGAAGUUUUUAAAUGUAUAAAACAUUUCCAAUCUAGUGUUUUGUCUUAAAAAUAUAUAAAAUUACAUAUACUAUAUGAUUCCAUUUCUGUAGAAUUCACAACAGAAAAUAUUCUGGUAUUAGAAGAUAGCAGUUAACCUUUGAGGAAGGAAGACUAGGUGGAGGCAUGAGGGGGCUUUUGAGGUGGUGGUAAUGUUCUGUUUCUUGACAUAAUUCUGGGUGUUCCCAUUAUGAUAAUUUGAUCUGUACACUUGUAUAUUUAUAUGAAUUUGUAUAUUUUAUACAUAUUAAUGAUCUAUUUCUAAAAUAUCCUUAUUUAUUAUGAAGUAAUGUUUUAAAAUACUAAAUUAACAUUACCAGUACCAGUUACUAUCAAGUCGAUUAUGACUCAUGGAGAACCCACAUGUCAGAGUAGAACUUUGCUCCAUAGGGUUUUCAGUGGCCGACUUUUCAGGGUAGAUUUCCAGGCCUUUCUUCUGACCCUAACCUUUUUCUUAGCAGGUAAGCUCAUUAAUCGUUUGCACCACCCAGGGACUUCCAGUCUUCCUGUAGAGUUGAUUGUGUAGGAAAAUGCUCCAUAUUUGCCCUGUGACUUUGCUUGUCAUAACUGUAUUACUUUUUAAAAAAUUGUUUCCGUAUUUUAAAAAUCAUGAGGAUCAUACCAGGAUUAUUUAAUAUGAAAAUUCACUGAUUUCUUUUACUAAUGGUUUCCUCAAUCUGUAAUAAAAUUGGGCAAUCACCAGUGAAGAAUGAAACUAUUUAAAAUUUUCACUAUUAAUUGAAUCAUAACCUUUUGAAAGAGUAAGUUUUUAUUUGAUUUUAAUAUAUUUACUAAUCAACGUUUAUACGGUCCCCCCCGAGAUAUUUAAUAAAACCCAUUUGUAAAUUUAGGAAUGGACCCAAAUGGCUGGUCUCAUUACAAUAACUAGCUUUUGAGUUUGACACACGGGGUGCAAGAUAAAAAUUCCAAGCACUUCGGAUAAAAAUUUGAGGCAAUCUAAUUUUUUACCUCAUUUAUUAUCCUCCAUUUGUUUAUGUGAGACAUGGAGCAUACUAUAGAGAUGACAAAUAUUUUGUGGGAUCACCAGGUGACAAACUUGGUGUAAAUUACAUUUUGGAAUUUAAAGCAAAUAUUUGAAACCUUAAACAGAUACUUGGGAUUUCUUUUCAAAUGAAAGCAUUCAGUGUGACGACUCCACAUGCCUACGGGACAGAUGAACAUUAAGUGAGACUGAUGCGCAUGUGGCAGAACUGCAACACUCAGACCUCGCUGGUGGGAAUUGAAAACGGUGCGACCACUUUGGCAAGCAGUUUGGCGGUUGUGUUUGUUUUUUUUUUUUAAAACAGAUUUUAGGUUUACAGAAAAUUUAGAAUACAGAGUUCCCCUGUACUUUGCACUCAUUUUCCCCUAUUAACAUAUUGCAUUACUAUGGUAUAUCUGCUACAAUUAAUGAAGCAAUAUCGAUACAUUUUUAUUAACUAAAGCUUAUUUUUUAUUCACAUUUCUUUAGUUUUUAUCUUUCUCUGUUACAGGAUCCCAUUCAGGAUACAUUUAAUUGCUACGCCUCCUUAGACUACUCCUGGCUAUGACAGUGAAAGUGGGGGGAGGGAGGAGUUGGGGUGAGUGUUGGGAAACAAGACAAAAGAGGUAGGGUUGUGAGGGAUCUGUCAGUUUCUGUCCCGUCAUAUAGGCCCUGGUAAGGUCUUUGCAUUUACACUGAGGUAUAAGGCCCUUGGCCAGAGUCCCUAAGGUUGGUAGUUUGAACCCACCCAGAGGCGCCUCGGAAGACAGGCCUGGUGAUCUGCUUCCAAAAGGUGACAGCCUUGAAAAUCCUAUGGAGCAGUUCUACUCUGCACACGUGGGGUCACCAUGAGUUAGAACUGACUCAAUUACAACUGACAUAAAGCACUGAAGGAGCAGAAAGUGAUGUGAUCCAACUUGUAUUUUACAAGGAUCACCCUGGUUAUAGGGGUGAAGUUGGAAGCAGACGAAAUAGUGGGCUCUUUCAGUAGUUCAGGUGAGAUACCAUGGUAGCUUAGAGACCACAGUGCUAAGAGUGGAAAUAAUGAGAAUUGGUCACAUUUAAGAUCUGUAUCAAAUGUAACACCAGCGGGAUUUUCUGCUUGAGUGGAUGUAUUAUUAGCCAUCCUAGUGGGAGUGGAAUGGUAUCAUUGUGGUUUUGAUUUGCAUCUCUGAUCGCUGAUGUCAGUGAACAUCUUUUCAUAUGUUUGGUGAACAUGAGUGCCCUCUUUGUUGAAAUGUCUAUUCAAGUCCUUUGCCCAUUUUGUGAUAGGGUUGUCUUUGUUGUUGCCAAAGUUUUAUAUAUAUAUUGGUUAUUAGGUUCUUAUCAAACCAAGCCCCAGUGCCAUCGAGUCGAUUCUGACUCAUAGUGACCCUAUAGGACAGAGUGGAACUGUCCCACCCACAGAGUUCCCAAGGAGCGCCUGGUGGAUUCGAACUGCUGACCCUUUGGCUAGCAGCCGUAGCACUUAACCACUACACCACCGGGGUUUCCUAGGUUCUUAUCAGAUAUAUGGUUUUCAAAGAUAAUCUCUAGUCAGUAGCUCGUCUUUUUCCUCUUUUAAGUCUUCUGAUGAACAAAAGUUUUUCAUUUUUAUGAGGUCUUAUUUAUUUUGCCUUUUGCUCUUUGUGCUUUUGUUAGAUAAUCCAUUGUCAAAAGCUAGGCCUGACAGUGUUGCCCCUGCUUUUAUUCCUAAGAAUUUUAUGGUUUUAAUUUCACAUUUAGGUCCUUAAUCCAUUUUGAAUUUGUUCUUGUGUAUGGUGUGAGGCACGGAUCCUGUUUGAUUUUUCUGUAUGUGGAAAUCCAAUUUUCCCAGCACCAUUUAGCAAAGAGACUCUUCCUCGUUGGAUGGACUUAGCACACUUGUCAAAAAUCAGUUGGCCACAGAUGUGUGGGUUUAUUUCUGGACUCUCAAUUCUAUUCCAUGGUCUAUGUGUCUAUUGUUAUGCCAAUACCAGGCUGUUUUGACUACUGUCACUAUAUAGUAUGUUUGUAUUCCAUAUAGUUUUAAUGGCAUCUUAUUAUGAGUGAGGUUGCAUAUCCCUUUGUAUAUUUGAGAACAAUUCAUAGAUCCUGUUCUGUGAAUUAUUUUUUCAUUUCUUUUUCUAUUGUUAGUCGUUUUUCUUGCCAAUAUUUUGGUGUUCUUUAAGUUUAUAUAGUCUUAUAAAUGGGAGAUUAGCUAUUUGUAACAUUAAAUACAAAUAUUUGUUUUCAGUUUGCCUUUUUUUUUUUCAAGUAGUAGAGAAGAUCAAUUUUUUUAUGUUACAGCUUUGGAAUUGUGAAUAGUUAGAAAGGCCUUCCCCAUUCCAUGGUUUUAAAGGAACUUGCCCAAGUUUUGAGCCUUUUUUUUUUUAUUGUACUUUCAAGUUUUGACCCAUUUGGAGUUGACCCAGAGUUCUGUACAAGGUAUAACCCAUUCUUUUUUCCCCAAAAAGUCCACCAAACCAUCCCUGUCACCUUUAUUGAAAAUUCCAUUUUUUCCCAAAUGAUUUGAGAUGCCACAUUCACCAUACACUGAAAUUCUUUAAUGACGGAUUUUCUAUUCUGUCUCACUGGCCUGGCCAGUCAGAUGAUAGUCCCAAAUUACUAUAAUCUUUUAAGAUUUAGAGUAUAUAUUGUCACCUAGUAAGACAAGCCUUGACUGCUAUGCAUCGCUUUUUCUC